Messenger RNA from Podarcis lilfordi (Lilford's wall lizard), 36246 nucleotides. NCBI's taxonomy places the organism in Eukaryota, Metazoa, Chordata, Lepidosauria, Squamata, Lacertidae. The record is from the annotation of a GenBank genome assembly.
AUGCUGACUGCAUUAUCUCUGCAUAAAGACCCUCCCAGAAAGCGUGUGGACUCUCCAAUGCUGAACAGACAUGGGAAGCGGAGGCCAGAAAGGAAGUCAAUGGAGGUCCUGAGUGUGACAGAUGGAGGAUCCCCAGUUCCAGCUCGCAGAGCGAUUGAAAUGGCACAGCAUGGACAGAGGUAGGUGGUCCCCAAAGCCAAAAGUCAGGAAGUCUGUGCCAUCAGAGUUUCGGAAGCCAUCUCAGCUGGCACCAUUAUGUUUAUCCAGGUGAAGGAGCAUCAGUCUAGGUUUUCUCACAGUAGCCUGUGCAGAAAUCUGUAAGGAAGAUUACUUAAUUACUCUAGUUACUGUUGCUUUUUUAAAAAAUAUAUGUAUACUUUUUUACUCCUUUGCUUCCAGCAUUUCAGAGCAGUGCUGGGAGGAGGGAAUAAUUACCAAUAGAAGCUUGCAUAGGCUAAAGAUAAACAUCUUAGCUAAAUAAAAAGUGUCACCAUAGCCUCUGGUCUCAUCCAAAAAUGUGUGCAUGUUUCUUACGUGAAAAUCAAUUAUUUCCAAACUCUGUCUGAAGAAACAUGGCAGCCAUGGUGUUGCAGUGAGCAGCAGACGGCCAUAAAUAAAUAAAUAAAUAAAUAAAUAAAUAAAUAAAGGUGUUCCCAGAAGGCAUAAGCUCAGUGAACUUCUUUGGGGUCUUCUGGUUAUAUUCUGAAUGGGACAGAAAGUCUAAAGGCUGAAGAGAUGAAAGGAAAUCCCCAUGUGUGUUAAAACUAUAUAGAAAUGUACUAAAGAACUCUGUGCAUCUAGGUUAAUUUAAUUUUUUCCAACACAGACCUGUGCCUCAGUUGUUAGCAGUUAUCCUCCCCAACUUUAGCUGAUGUCCAGUCGCCAAGUAGAAAACACAAGAGGGCCUGUAGUCCAGUGCAGUUAAACCUCUAGUGUGUGCAAAGAGCAAUUUGCCAAGACUAACCAAAUUUGAUUGCUGGGGGUACAUAGCUGUGCACUGUACAGUUUUUGGUCUGAGAUAUGCGGCAACAGGAUGCCUGAAAAGUAAGUAGUGAAAUGGUAAUUUGGUAAAUGUAUUCUGAUGUAGUGGUUGAGGCCAAUUUGAUCAGAGAUGACAGGCUAAAAAGCAAGUGUAAGCAUGGUGAGGCUAAACUGCUACAAUACUGAGCUAUCACCAUUGAUUACAUAGGCUCCCUUGUCUCAACUCUAAAAGUCCAUUUUGGGUGCUGAGAAUUUUGCUUACCUAACAAUGAAGCUCUUCAGGAACAGAAUGAUGGAGACAGCUUGUGAUAAUAGCACAAACUCACCUGCAGACAGUUACCAUGCUGUUUUGCAUUCCAGUUGUUUACAUCAGGCACUUGUCUGGGUAGAAUUUGCUAGGGCUAGCCAACUGAGAAAGAAAACCCAAAUUAGGAAGAAUGUCAUUUCCUGAUUCUAAGAUCUUGCCUUAAUCCUGAUACAUCAAAGUAGCUUGCACAAUUCCUGCUAUCUCUCACCUUGGGAUGGCAGUUGCAUAGCAGAUUCUCAGGAAAGUGCAAAUAUUACACAGCUUUGUCUCUCACCAAAUGAGAGUGUGUGCUUUUAUUUAUUUGAAUGUUGGCAGGGGAUGGGGAGCAUGAACACUGCUUUAGUAGAAACUGAUAAAUUGACAGAAGUCCAGAGAAUUUUUUCCGAAGAGAUGCUUUUAUACAAAAGGUUGUGCCACACAGCAAAGGAUGUGUCCAUAUUUUUGUGAGUCAGAAUGCAUGCCAAAUACAACAUCUGCGCUUUUGCUCAUAUAGUUGAUUGCUAGGCCAUAGCUGCUAAAGGAAGGUACCAAUGUGUGAUUGUGAACAGGGAAAUGGAACAGACAUAGAAUGAAUUAUUAUUUUUUUACUGUACUUUGGUAAAUCAGAUGAGCCACCUCAUCUUCAGAUUGCAAAGGCAUACAGCAUAGACUACUGGCAGUGUACUUAUUCAGAACAUGGAUUGUUCAUUAACAACAAAGGUGUUUGGAGAUGGUUACCAUCUGACAGGAAGACUGUCAGUACCAUCAGUAAUAAAACCCAAGUACAUCCAACCAAGAGGCAAACAUUGUAAGGCUCCCAGCAUAGUAUUAUGCUCCAAGUAGCAUUUGAAAGGAAUUUUUGUUAGAGUUCCAUCUGCCCUUAAGAACAACAUUCUCAAGGUAUAUGUUCACUAGAGACAUAAGUGGUCCAGCACUAAUUCCCUUUCCUAAAACAGUUUGGAAAUUGUAGUUCUAACAGGAUUUAUAACAGAUAAUUCUCAGCAUCCUUACCUAGGAACCUUUGAUGUGUCAAUACACUGCAGGUGGUGGUACAAAACCCAAGGUUUGUGGCACAAAACCACACAAAAUCUUGGCAUAGGUUUGGGGGGGAAAUAAGAGUUGGGGUUCAUAGUUAAUGCAGCUGAAAGGACAAAUAUUAAUGGGCUUUGGAAAGAACCUCUAUCCUUUCUUUGACAUAUUUGUGAAGAAUAUUUAAUAUCAUGCGAAACCUGCCAAGGGGUGGGAUGAGGGAGCUAUGUACCAGCAUAACUCUACCUUCAGUUGCUUUCUGUCUGUCUGUGCUUGGAAUGUUUUGUUGCCAUGCACUGUCUUCCUGGCUGCCUGAGACUCAAAAGUGCACAGGUAUCUGUUGUGCUGGUUUGACUGGCCUAUUGUAAUCCUGCUAGUUGCCAACCCUAAUGUACUGUAAGGAAAAAGUGUUACUUAGCUUCUUCAGUGCUUUACAUUUUUCCCCCCCAGUGUAUCUGACUCUUUAUAUAUUCCUUGCCUCUUCCCUCCCUGUUCACUAUUACUGAGGGAAGAGAUAAAAUGCAGUGUUGAAUAUCCCAAAACCUACUUGGCUUUCAAUACUUCUCUACUGAAAAUCCUGCUUCCUCCAUUUGCUGUUUUGGUUACUGUAAACAUCAUUUCCUUUUAUUCUUUCUAUUCUGGGGACUUUAGUACAUUGUUCUUCAUCAUAUUUAAACUCAGCCUUUCAUCUCCCCCAAGAUACAUCAAUGCCAUAGCAGCUGCCACGUUCAUGGUGCAUUUUCCUGCAACAGGUUCUUUUUUUCUCCCUGGGUGUCAUAGGCUUUUAGGUUUCUCUUAAAGCAAACAGAAUGAAGUACAGAGAGCAGAUUAAGAACUGGAAGGGGAGCUGAGAGAGUUGGUUCCAUCAACAAACUGGUGUCCUUUUUCUUGUGGGUACUUUACACUGAUUAUCUGGAAUGACAACUUUCAUUUGGGUCUGGUAUACUCCAGAUCAACUGUCCAUAGGCCAGACCUGUCUUUUAGGCCUUUGUUUGCAGCUGAGGCCAUGGGGGGAGGGGGGACUUGUGGGAACAAGGUAUGUAUAGCAGAGGCCAUUUUGAACCACUUAACUGAAUCUGCAUUCUUCAGACCAUGUUUAAUAUUGGUGGCCUCAGCUGAAUUCUGACAUGUCUCACAAAUCUCUGUGAGGAAUAUGAUUCUACUUUGGGUCAGCAUUUCCUCAUCGGCUAACUUGGGUUUGGGGAAGGCAUGUGCAAGGAGUUUUAGAGACAUGGUUUGUAUAAAAUGAAUCUUGCCUCAUGCCACCAUGACCAACUUGAGAGUUGCGGUUUGAGCCUGCAUCAUCAAAUUCAGUAUCCAAAUCUCCCCACUUGCUUCAUUGGUGUAGUAUAAGCCAAAUCUAAGUUGAGUACACCCAUAAAUUUGGUACCUUUACGGGGCAAGACACCCAGUUGGUAAAGGAACACAGUUCUGAUCCCUGUUCCAGAGCAUUUCUUCAAAAUGGGUGGGGUAACUUUGGGUGGGUGGGUCUCAGGGACUGCGUCAGGCAAAUCUCAUAUGAAUGUCCACAUUAGUAACUCUGUUUUCUCACUUUGUUCCUGCCAUAGUAAAACAAUGUUCAGUAAAAGCCUGGAUAUCUGUGACGCCAAUCCCAAAUUCAACAAAGAAGAAAGGUAUAAACACCAACAAUCUGUUCCUCUCCUUUACCUCACUGCUAUUCCUUAAAGAUGCAGUACUUACCUUCUCCACUGGGGAAAAAUUUGCUUGCACUUGAGAGAAAGAGACCCAGUUUUGGGUGGACCAAUAGCUAGUUUUCUUCCACAUCAGCACACUAUUCCAGCCUUCCCCAGCCUGGCACCUUCCAGAUGCUGGACUAUCCCUGACUACUGACCGUGCUGACAAGGGAUGAUGGGAGUUGUAGUCCAAUAAUAUCUGGAGGGCACUGGGUUGGGGUUGCACUAGUGUGUUCUGUGACCAUGAGUCAGUAACUAAUUUACAGGAGAGCUACAGUGAGGAAGGAACAGGUGGUGACAAGCCAGGGUUCCUCCAUCUCCCAAAGUCCCUGGGAUGAAGCCACCUCUUCCUCCAUAUACCUUUCUUGCCUCUGUGCUGGCAAAUGGAGGAAGGCAGUGGUACUCCUGGGGAAGCCAAAAUUGGUAUUGGUAAACCAUUUAACCAGCCGUAGAAGGGCCCCCAAUCCUUAAGCAAAGUACAUAAAAUAUGUUAGCUACUCUCAUAGUAUUAUUAUUAUUAUUAUUAUUAGGCUGACUUUCCUUGCCCUCCUCAGCCAUGACAGUUCAGCUGCCAAAAGGUGCUGCGCUCUGCCAUAAGAGACAGGAGCAAGACUGUUAAUGGGAAAGCAGGCUUAAUAAUUGUGCAGUGCUGCCUUUGGCAUCUGAAGGGGGUUGUUAUCCAAAACAUCUGGAGGGCACCAGGUUGGCUAAGACUGGUGUAGCAGACGGAGUUUCCAAAGGUGCAGCUUUUCUCAUCUCUGCAUGACAAAAUGCACCAGCCAAAACUCUGUGUUGGUGUUGUUUUGGUGCAGCUGUUGAAGGAAUUGUUGCUACUUUUGAGUUGUUUCAUUUUUAAAACCUUUAACAGUGAUAAAAAUGAGGCAUAAAAGUAAUAGCACCAUGUAAUAUUUCCUGUCUUGUUAACAUUGACAAAGGCAGCACCCAGUUCAUUCACUUGAAAAAUGGAAUCUACUCUUUUCUAAUCAUCUGGAGAAUUAUUCAUUGCUUUAGAACAUUAACUAGGUUUUGAACCAUUUAAGUCCUUUCCUUUUGAACAUAGACAGCAGGUAGUGUCCAAAUCCCACUGAGAUAGAUGAGAGUUUUCUAGUUGUGGAUUGUACCCCUAGUUUAUCACCUAGAAACCUUUUGCAACUACACUCAUAUAAUCUGUAAGGAUGCAUGACAUAUACUUAAGCAUGUGGAGUCUCACUGUAGUUACAUAUGGGCAAAGAAAAAUAUUCUGCAUGUACUCAAAGGCACAUUGGUCUACACUCAACCUGCAGACCGGGGGAAAGAAGUCCUAGCCACUGCAUUAUGAAUAACACUUGAGUAUUCAAACUGCUCCAUAUACAUUGUCUUUUAAUCAUUACAGUUGCCCUAUUAGGUAGCUCACUAUAUCCAUUUUUGUAGUUUGGGAGCUAAGAGCAGAAGAGAGUUAUUAUUUAUAUAUACAAUUAUAUCCCACCUUUCCUCAUAUGUGGUUCUUCCCUAUUUAAUCCUCAUAAUCCCCUAUGAGGUAAAUUAGACUGAGAGACUGGCUUCCCAGUUUAGUGAAAAUUUGAACCCAGGGCUUCCAGGUUCUAGUCCAACACUCUACCCACCCCACCCCCGCUGGCUCUGAUCUGACUAGUGAGCACAUUGCAGGGGCAAGAUUUGAACUGGUUGCUUCCUAGUGUUAUCCACACUUUUGUUUAUCGACUGUUGUCCCUCUGCUUUUCCCCUGGGGAAAACCACUCUUUAGCACUGAAUAAGAGCAAACAGGUAUUGGGUUUUCCGCAGAUUGUUGUUUGUUCUGAUUUAGAGCUAAAGAUCGGGUUUUUCCUGGGAAAGAAGCAGAGCGGGGGGGACGGGACUGCUUGGACCUGUGCUUUCUAAGCAUGGGGCAAGUGGAAUUGUGGAUGAGCCCUCAGUCGCUAAGCCACUGCACUGCACUUGAGCUGGUAUUCAUAAUAUUGAAAAUGGGCUCUUGGACUGAGCUUUUGCGAACCUUGGCUCAAAUUAAGCCUAGAAACUGCUUUUGUAGGCCAAGAAAGUCCACUAAAUAAACUUUUUAAAGGACCUGCAGGUUUCUCAUUUAGAAGCUGCAGAUAGAGGGUACUCUGCCUGUCAGCAGAUGGAUGGUCUGAUUCUGGCGCAGCAUACAAGGCACUCAUUUUUGUGAGGGCCUGCAGGAAGAGAGCAUUGCAGCCAAGCUGCCAGGAACUCAUAAAAAGUUCACAAGCUGGGGAAAAAUAAUGAGCUGCUGUCUUGUGCAGUGCUCGUCAGGGAGUCCCCAAGCUCUGUUGCGGGAGCCAGAGCCUUGAUACAAAUCUCAGCCUGGAGUGACGGUUGUGGGAUGGGGUUCUGAAAACCUAACUACAUCUUGUUAGCCCUGUCAAAGUUCUUGCCAGACAGAUCAGGAUGAUAGCCCAGCCUUGGCCAUUUCCCCCUUCCUUAUCACUACAGUGGCUUUUGAUGCAUUUCCCUUAAGAAAAAAUAAAAGGUUUUACUAGAUCCUCCCACCAUCAUUCAACCCACCUUAACCUUUUUUCUCCUGUAGUUACACAAGUCUCAGCCAACUUACCAUUUCCCCAGAAUGGGUGCGUGCACUGUUUUUUCUUUUCUUUUGAAAAACAGACAAGUCUCACUUUGCUACAGCAGCCUCUCUUAGUUUUGAACUGCUUCUGUAACAGGGGAAAUGUAAUGCUGGCCUAUUUUAUAUGUUGAGCAUUGUUGAGACAGUGUUUGUGAAGCACAUGGAAUGCUUAGGAGGUGGAGACCUCUAUAAAUGCAUCAAUAUUUUAUUAGUGACAGGAGUAACAUUUCCAGUUCUGGUCCUUCCUGGAAGAACUCACAAAAGUAGGCUCCAUUUCACAUCUUUAAGUCAAUACAAAUGGACUUUUACAGUGGGUAUGCAUGAGCUGAACAAUUUUUGGGAAUGUCUCGAUUCAUAAACAGAUCACAACUCACCACAAGUCUCAACUAUUUCUUAGAAAAGUUUGUUGAAGUAGGACAUGCAGCAUCACAAUUUGAAGAUAAACCAUUUGUAAGAAUAGUUUAGCAAAUACAAAUCCACAGAAAAGAUCAACCAUACUCCAUAACCUUUUGUAUGAGACGAAUAUAUGGCCAUUGUACUCCCAUCUAUAGAAAUAAUUAUGAUUUGAAAGCCAUUGCAGAAAUCAGUUACAAACAGCACAAUCUUAACUCUGACCCAAAGUGGCAGUUUUCUGAUCUACGAAAGGAUGAAGAAAAUGGGGGGGGGGGACAUGUGUGAUCCACAAAGGGGAAAGGGGGAUUUCUAAAAUUUUAUGGGUUAGGUCUUUUUUAUGUACACUGAGGAAAAUGUUAUGGGAAGAUGAGAAAAUAUAGGUCCAAGUGCAGGAGCAGAAAAGAAGUGCAACAAAGAAAACCCCAUCAAAAUAUUUCCUUGUUGGGAUAACAAAUCACACAUUUGAAAUGGUGCCUGGUCAAUGUCUUAAUAUUUCUCUCACUCUUGGUUUAUUUUAAAAGGAAUACUGCAUCUUUAAGGAUCCUGCCCCUCUAGAUGCACACAGUUGUCUUGGUAGCUGAGGCCACUGUUUCUUUCCCUCCCUCUCUCCCUCCAUUUUCUCUCUCUCUCUCAAUCUCUCUCUCUCUCUCUCUCUCUCUCUCUCUCUUUUCUAGUCUUUCUAGUCUUUCUCUCUUUCUGUGUCUCUCAUCUGUUGCCCUGUCCCUCAGUGCUUCUUCUACAUCUGGGUUGCUGCAGCUCCGUAGUUCACAUGCUUCAGUACUGUAGGAAAUGCACAUGUCUGCGCUGCUGGGUUUAUUGUGUUCUGGGAUUAUUAUUUUUGUUUAAAUAACCUCAUUUCCCUACUUUCUUUCCCCAUUGUCAAUGUGAUGUCCAUACUCAUCGUUAAAAUCCUAAGUGCCUUUCCCUUUCUGGGAAAACUAAAGAUUAAUAGCAUUUAUGUGUCCACAUUGAUGUAAAAACACACACACAAAUUCUGUUUACUUUCUCAGCAUUUGUGUAUGUGUUAUGUGCAGUCACUUGCACAUUGAUUUACAUGCACAUCCAGAUAACCAGAUAAUGUACUUGGGAACAUCAAUUGUAAAAAUAUCUACACUGCUAAAUCUGGCAAGAAAAUGUGGCCUUUUAUAUAUGAAAAUGUGGGUUUAUAAGUUUAAUAUAUUCCUUCUCUACAUCAGUAAUAUUCACCAGAACUGCACAAAGAUGGAAGGUAUACAAGGACUAUACGGGAUGCACAAAGAAUAAUGUGUAUGGGUGUAAAUAAGUUAGAAAUAUGUGUCUGAUGGACCUUCUAGUAACACCUCAAAUCUGAUUGAAAGGACAUCUAUCCAAAUGGCAAUAUCAUUUAUGAAAUGGAGGAGAGUUGAGUGUUUUAUUUAUUUUACAUUUUUGACAUUUUUGGCAAAAUCCCUAAGUGGUUUACAAAAAUUAGGACAUCAAAAUACAACAAAUUGCAAUGAAUGCAUUGUUAAUAAGACAAUCAUUUAAACAGCAAGUCUGAACAUGAUAACGCUCUCAAGCAUCCAAAUACGCCUGAGUAGACAACUGAGAUUGAGCUUCUUCUAUCUCUCUUGUGGGGGACAGAGGGUUAGUGCUAUAACUGAAGAGGCCUGCUUCCAAAUGGUUUCCAGCUGGCAAUCCACUGGCCAUCCUACAGUGAACAGGGCCUGGUUAUUGUAAAGGAUGAUUUGGCCUAUAACAGGGGAGGUGGUCAUCUAGGUAUACUGGUCCCAAGUUGUUUAGGGCUUUACAUGUUAAUAAUAAAACUUUGAAUUCAGCUCGAUAGUAGAUAGCCACCUGAUGCAGAUCUUCAAGCACUGGUGUACAUACCUAGACACUCAGUACUCUCCAGCCACAAUAUUCUGCACAAGCUGCAAACCAAGUUUAAGAGCAGCACCCCAAACAGCAUGCUACACCAUGGACCACUAUCGCUGCCAAGGAAUGGGCAUAUCUGUCACACCAAACAAAGUUGGUAGUGAACACUAUGUGCCGCAGUAGUCACUUUGGUCUCUAUUGACAAAGAUUGAUCUAGGAUACUAUGUACCUACUCCGGUGGAGGAAAUGCAAACACAUCCAGAACAAGCAGACGUCUAAUUUCUUGACCAUGAGAAAGGCCUAUCUACUGUAUAGGGUUUCUGUCUUCCCGGGAGUCAUUCUCAGUUUAUUCCAUUAUUGUGGCCAGACACUGGUUCAGGAAAUUCACAUCUUGCCUGACCCAGAUGUUACAGUGAAACAGAGCUCUGCGUCAUCUGUCUAUUGGUGACUAUUUGCUUCAAAUCUCCUAAUGGCUGCUCCCAGUGGCUGCAUGUACCGUAGUUGUUAAAUAGUAUUGGGGACAUUGGAUAGGAUUCAUCUAAGGAACUCUGUCGGUGGAAGCUGUGCACAAGGACUUCUGCUUGUGCAGAAGUGAUUUUCCCUGCACUCUCCCCAAAUUGUUGGGGGGAGGGAGAACCACCAGAACAGCCCAUAGGAAUUGGAGAGGGGGGUUAUAUUAUUAUUAUUAUUAUUAUUAUUAUUAUUAUUAUCCAUCAGAUUACUUUGGUGGCUUCCAGCACAUACAAAAACAUAAUUAAACAUUAAACCAAGGCACAGUCCUCCAAUGCUACUCACUGGAACUAUUUCCAGUGGAGAUGAUCCAGGAGAAUACUGUGGUCAACAGUAUCAAAAGCUACUGAGAGAUCCAACAAGAUAAACUGGGUUGCACUCCCUCUGUUUCUCUGCUGGAAGUCAUCCAUCAGAGUGAUCAGGGCCAAUUCUGUCUUAAAACCACGUCUGAAUUCAGAUUGAAAUAGGUGCAGAUAAUCAGUUUCCUCCAAGAGUGCACCUGUAGGUGAGCAACCACCACCUUCUCAAGCACACUGCCCCCAAAAGGAGUAUUAGUAAACAGGUGGUAGUUGGAAUAAACCUCCGGAUCCCAGUACCGGCUUUUCAGAAGUGGUCACACAGUGAAAUGCAGUUUCACAAAGUGAUGCAUUUACCAAUCCCUGGAUCCACCUGGUUAACUCUGCAUGACUAGCUUUGAUCAGGCAUGAUGAGCAAGGGUCAAGAGAGUAAAUAGUAAGUAAAUAGGCAAACAUCUUGUCCACAUCCCCAGGCCUCAAAAAAACUGAGGCUGAUCCCAUAAAAUAAGACAAGACAGUUCACUGGAUGCUUUAUCAGACUCUGUUUCAGAAGCAGAAGACGGGAUCAGCUUGAGGGAGAGCAAUUUCACCUUCUGUGUGUCUUCUAAGCUGCUGUUUCUGGCUUAUGGCCCAAUAGUGCAUGUUAGGAUAGGGCAGUAAAUUUCCAUUGCCAGAACAGAAGAGGCUUGCUGUGGAGAUGAGUCUCCUAAAGCAGAAAGAGGAAGUAGUUUGACUAUCCUAUGACAAUCAACAUGUUAUCAUACAAUUAGGUAGAACUGUGGAGUUGGAAGGGACGUUAUUUAAUUGUUGUCUAAGACAUAGUAUUUCUUUACAGCUUCCAUGUUGCACAGUCUCAAUGCUGAGCAAACUUGAGAAAUAUACUUCAGAAACAUGAGGAAAGGCCAUCCUUUGGUGUAUCUAGUGUUUUGCACUCAAGUCCUUUAAAGUUUCCCAUAGGAAAUUGGCAUGUUGUUUGAGAUUGGCUUAACCAAAAGGCUCUUUUGUUUCUAUGACAGCCUCCUAGAGAAAGUUAGAUGACUUGGUUGGUGGGGUAAGCAACCAACCAACAAUGCACAGUACCUGGUUUAAAAGGAGAUUAAGACUUAAAUGAAAGCUUUUUAAAAUGAUCCCUACAGAAGUUGGGAAGAGGGAGACAAAAUUGGGAUAUGGGGGGGGGGGAAUGAAUAAUAAUCAUGCAAGUUUAUUCCACAAUACAUCUAAAGAUUUCUGCUUGCCCAUCACAAGUGUGAUGUGACUUGAGCAACAUUAAAAUGAAAACCAGGGUAGAAAUGUAACUUAGCAGUGUUAUAAUUUGUAGUAGGACAGAGAAACAGUUAACAUCUCUUUUAAUAGCGUGUGCUUAAGGCUGCAUUUAUUUUAUAUUGUGCAUUUAUUUUCCACUGUUUUUAGGCAGAGAACCCCUGGUUUUAAUUUUAAUUUAAUAAAAAUAGAUUUUUAUCUAUUUUGGAAAAAGUUGAAGGUCCUUUCAGCCAGAAUUAAAGUAGAGUUGCAACUUUGGACACAACCUACUCAGGAUUUCUACAUGAGUCUCACUCAGAUGAAUAGCAGCCAUGAAAGGCAAUACAUAUAUGUUUUUAUACAUUUCAGCAGAACAGGAGAAACUCCCAGUGAGUUACAUCCUUCACUUGUAGCUUUGUUCACCCGGGCCUCAUACCCAUUCAGAAAUAUUGGUCUUAAUUAUCAGUGCAUUUAACACUACAUAUAAAGUAUAGAUAUACACAGUGGAAAAGGAGAUUCCUAGCUGGUCAUCACUGGGCAGGAGAAUCUUACAUGAGCAAAAUGGAGGAAGAUCCACAUCCUUUUCAGUACAGCCCACUGUGCAAAAUCUGAUUAUUUGCCAUAAAUAAAAACAACCGCAAAUCAGAUCUGGACUGCUAACUCCACAGACUGGCUUAAUGAGGGUGGGCAAGCAAUGUUUUAUUUUUCACGUUUACACUUGAUGUGUCUGCCCCCAUAAUCCCAGAUGCAAACUUCUUCUAUGAUUAUGAGCUAUAUGGAAAUAUUUGUUUAGGAAAUGAAAACCUCCCCCUUCCCAUGCGUAAUUCCCCACUGGUGCUUCCAUCAGCAGCAGAUGCCUGUGGCAAUAAUUAUGACCAUGUAGUUCUCCGAACAGUAUUUCACUCUGCUUUUCGUACUCUUUUCUCCACCUGCUUCCACGUCCCUUUCUUUCUCUCUCCUUCUCCUCUAUUUAUUCCCCACUGCCAAGGAUGACAAGUGCUGACGCAUUGGGGUAAGCUCCAGUUUUGGAUUAUACCUGUUGUGGGACCUGUUGUUUUCUUCUUGGUAGAGAAGUUUCUUUUAAUGAUCACAGUAUAAAUAUUAUUUAUCAUGAAACUGUGUUACGGGGGGGGGGAACGUACAGGAGGAAAAAUAUAUAUAUACAACAAUGUUUGUGUGUGUGUUUGUGAGUGAGGGGGAGAAAACACUUGCUCUGACUUCACAUGCAUCUUAGAAGCCUAGUGCAUAGUGAGGGCAAAUUUCAAUAUGACAUCUUGGCAACUGUGAUCAGAGCUCCUAUAAUUUAUUUAUUUUUUUACAUUUGUUUUUGAAAAGGUAAAUAUUAAAACCAGCUUAGGGAAGGGAGCUGAACUGAAUCAAGGUCACUGUGGUGGGGAUCAGCAGUUAACCUUUUUUCCUCCUAUCAUCUUCCCAGCUAAAAUCCUUCCAGCUGCUAUUCGUCCAGUGGGGGAACACUUACAAAUACUAUAUUGGAACCUAUAUUUUCCCCUCAAAGAACAUAUAGCAUCUUUGGAGGGGGCAACUUAGACCAGGAUAAUAGUGCAGGAGGGAAGAGUUACCCUCAGCCCCCUCCCCCCCCCCCCAGCUGCUUUUACAUUCUUUUAAAAAAAUGUCUUGCUUGGCCCACUGACAAAACUACCUCAUCCUUACACUGAGGGCAUAGCCUAAAAUGUAACGUAUGCUGUGUAGGAUGGGGUGGGUGGGUGUAUGGGUGUGUGUGUGACUGAUGGUAUUUGUAAUCCAGUAGCAUCUGGAGGACCACAGAUCCCCCCCCAAACCUGUUGUCAAGCCACAAGGUUCUAUGGGGGAGCCUCCCUGUGGUAUGAAUUUAUAUUUAUAUGACUUUUGAUGGCUUUGUGCAUAAUGUCUAAUAAAGAAAAGCCCCCUGGCAGUUGAACUGCAAAGCAAGACCUUUAUAGCCAUGGUCAUGGUGCUGGGCCUUCCUGCUUUCUGUGCUCUAUCAACGGAGACUCAAGGGGAGCCAGCAGAGAGUAGAGCCAACUGCCUCCAUCUCUUCCUGCUAUGUCCAGUUCUCACACUUAUAUAACAAGCAGCUGGGCAGAAAAGUCCGCAUCAGGCCAACCACAAUAGCAACAGUUCCUUCUCAUCUCCAUUAAGCUGUAUUGAACUUACACACAGGGUUGUUUUUUUCCAAGUGCCGCCAUCCUUUGUGGUUGGGUAAAAGGUACUGCAGCCUCAGAAUGGCCGACAUGGUUGUUGUAAGCUGCCCUGUGCACCGUAUUGGGAGGAAGGGAGGGAUAUAAAAUUAUUUAAUCAACAAACUGGCCGCAGUUUGUAUGCAGCUCCUUAUUGUCUUCAUGGUGUGGGAUGUGCUUAAAUGACGGCUGAUACAGGUGAAAUGUGGAACUUGAUAGUCAGAAGGAGCUGCUGCAGUUUCAGAGCAGGUGCUUGGUCGGCUCAGUUGGCUUCAGGAUUCCAUGGUGGUGAAUUUUCUGUCACCUAUUUAGUCACAGUGACAGCAAAAGCAAUAUGUCUCUGUGGAUGCAUUGCUUCCACUAUUGUCUAAUCAUCCUGACUCUGCUUCCAAUAUCUAAGCACCUUCUGAAGAAAAGGAGUGCUGUACCAAAUGACACAAAACCCUACUGGCAUGAAUAUUGUAUGUGUGUAUGUAUGCGUGUGCACAUACAGAAUUUUAGAACGUGAAACAUCCAUAAAGAGGAUCCUGUAGUGAAAUAUAUAGAGUCCUAUUCUCUUAUCUGAGUCACCCUCUCACCAGCCUCUACUUAAACAAACACUAGAAGGCAUGAAUGUUGACACCCUUCUCUCCUCCUGCUGAAAACUACUAGCAUUUUACAUUUUUCCACAACUUGGAACAUGACUACUGAUCCCCUGUGAUGAAACUGAGCAGGCAACUUUCAGAAUUUUAAAAGAGCCCAGAGGUGCUGUUAAAAAUGUACAUGAAAGGGCCCCCAGUCUGAAUGGAACCUCCUGACUCUGUAGAAUUCUCAAACCCUAUCCUCAUGCUACAUCCACAAGCAUAACCUACUCAUAUUCCUGAGUAGAAUUUCUGCAAUCUGCUGUGGCAUGGCCUUUCUACCUCUAACAAAUGCAAGAACAACAAAAAGUAGCAUAAAUUUGUCAGGUGCUAUUUUUUCUGGCAUGGAGAUACAAAGUAGGCAAUGCUUUUCCUGUUGAAUUUCUAUUUAUUAAGCUGUGUCAAAGGUACAAGAGUCCUGUCUGGGGUCAAAAGGCACCAGACACACACCUCUCUCUCUCUCUCUCUCUCUCUCUCUCUCAUAUAUCCGUCCUUUUUUUAUUACUGUUGCUUUCCUGGGGAAUGGCAGAUUAUAGAAGCAGAAAGACCCCUUUCCACUUUCUUAAGCAAAACCCCCCAAAACCCUGAAGGUCAUAUUUGACCAGUUUGCUUUUUUUGUUUUAUUUGCUGGGGGGGCGGGCUGACAGGUUUUUGUUUGUUUGUAUUGAAUCCUGAGAGAAAUAAUCACUUUGGGGCAGUUAGAUCAUUUAAAGCAUUUUUAAAAAAUCAAUCACAUCAGAAGAGAUUUGGUUGCCCAGUUAACAAACCAAACUGCCUAUAGUUCAUCAUAAGGGGAACUGUGAGACACAGGAAUGUGGCAGGCUGAUGAAGAGGUGUUGACAUUUCCAUUCCACCUUAAGGAGCAGACGUGUGGAACUGUGUGUCACAUGUCUGUUUACAUUCCAUGAUUCAUGGUCUUUCUACGGCCUUUCCCUUUACAGGUGUGAAAAAUGUUUCCAGUUUCUAAAAUAGUUUUGCUGUGAAGCAGGAUAAGGAUCAAACAUGUUUCAUAUAUUCUGGUAUAAUUUCUAACAGACACAUAUUCAGAGUUGUUGUUGUUGUUGUUGCUGUUAUUGUUGUUUAGGGCCUGAAAUUUAAUAAAAGAUCAUGUAGUCCCUGUCCACAGGUUUCAAUCAUAUAGACAUAAUAUAAAAGAAAAAAGAGAUGGGAAGGAAAGAGCAAAGCAGCUGCUCUUUCAAUGGCCAAUGUAUGGGGUCAGGCUGAUCUCUUCCCUGCCUGUACAGUCUUCCUGGGAGGCAAGGAUUGCCUUGACUGGUGGAAGAGGUCAGAGAGUGGCUCUUUUCAAUUCUGCAGCCCCAAGUUCCUGGCAGUUGGAGCAGGCUGUUCAUUCAUGGGAGGGGGAAGGACAAACUCCUUGCAGCUGCUCCUGCUCUGGCUUACAGAUGGAGCCAGGAUUGCCUCAUCAUUGCCAUGAUGACCUUCUAGCAUUUCUCAGCAAUACUGCUCUUACAAACUCAUGGUAAUAAAAUGUUCACAACACACUGUGUCACUCAUUAGGGGUGGAGAGGAGUGUCUAAAAUAUGUUCAACCCUCAAAAGAAGAUACCUGCUCAAAGUAUGACCAAUUGUAAGAAAUUUACCCGACCAGAAUAAUGAGAGACAAGACUCACCUUAAUUCCUCCAGAGAUUCUGUGAAGAUUAUAUGCAAAUGGAUGUUUCCUGUUAAAUAAUUGUCUUUCAAAUCCAUAGAUAAAAAAACCCUUUCAGCAAAGUAAGGUGUCACAAUUCCUUAUUUUUGUCCUCCCAGUGUAACUACUCGGGUUACUCAUGCUGGUGAUAGUGUCUAUGGAGCUUCCCCAAAAGGAGAAUCCAUAUUGCUGCCCAGUGCACGAUCUCUGUCUUUGCUUGAGUCUGAAUUCUCAGUGCUCUGGGCCAGUUUCAUGAGAAGGAGCUGACCCCUGGUUUCUUUGCUGAUGGCUGAUGGGUGAAGAACAGCACCAAAGAACCUUCCUUCAGAAAUUUUAAAUAAUGUGGCUAGGGUGCUCUGUUUUCUUAACCUGCAAAGGUGAUACUGACAGGAGUGUAAGACAUACAAAACCCCACUUCUUAUUUUCAUUUCCUUUAAGGCAUUGGAGCUACAAGGAUGCUUCUAGGUUCAGUUUGGAGGUUAUUCUUUAUAAACAAGCUUUGAUGUAUUUAAGUGUAACAUUUUCUUUAUAGCUGCAAGCCUUAAAACUAGAUUAAUAAAACUGUAGUUUAUUCACUAAAGGCCUACAGCCAAUUUCCUGGCUGAUAAAUAGCACAGCAUGUAACUCUCCCCUCACUAUGUAUCUCUAUCCCUCUCUGCCCUAUGUGCCUUUGUUUCAUUCUUUCUCAUGCUGAUCCCCACAUUGGUGGAGUGAGGCAUGCAGGCCUCAGGAUCUUCCAACAAAUAAGCAGCCUUGAGAAGGGGGGUUUCAAAGAGAGGGGACAUCUACAGCACUCCCUCUGGAACCCAAGGGAGGAUCAUCCUUGGCCAGCCACUCCCCAGUCUUUUAAAAGUGCCCCCUAAGCUGUGCGUGAUCCUUGUUCUCAUGAUAAUUCAGGAAGGCAUCCCUGCUGCCAUGGCAAUGAGGAAAACACAGCUAGUGAGCUGACAUUUGCUGCCUCCCAUCAUAGGUGUCAGAGGGCUGAACCAUAACUCCCAGAUUAUCAGCUUUCGGAUUUGUUUGUUUUUUAAAAAACAAAUCCUUCUCUAGCUGUUGUAGAACCUGAGACAGGAAGCAAAAUGUGUCGGCACCAAUUCUGCCCGUUUACAAAGCAAGCCAGCUCCUGCUUUAUAGGGUUGUUCAUUAACAAAUGAAGUCGUGGUUCAUUUAGGACAGCAGAGCUAGCCAAUUAGACAAAAGGAAGGCUAGAAUGACACACCCACUGGUUGUAGGAGCAACUUCCUGUUUCACUUUUAUCUGGACAGUAGUGUGUCUACCCCGCCAAAAGGUAGCAUCUUUCUAACUAAGGACUUGUUUCAUACCCUAAAAUGUAACCCACGCAUACCCAGGGCUGUACACGUUUUUUAAUAACCCUGUGAAAUAUACUCAGAGUCGCAAAGUGAUUUCAUGCUCUUUAUUCAGCUCAUAGUGGUGAGGAGGGAAUGAAUGUCCCCUCAAAGUAUCUGCUUUAUAUACAUUAUUUACACAAUGGGCUGCACGUGAUUGGCUAAUUCCGGAAUUCUCCUGUAGGCCAAUCAGGUUGUGGAUUCACUUCUAUCUGGAGCUGGAUUGGGUGGCUCCUGCUGACCAAUCAUACUGCUGCAUUGUUCUAGGACCUAUCAGACUGCUGCAUUCUGAAUCCUAUUGUUCUAGGACCAAUCAGACUGCUGCAUUUUGGAUCCUAUUGUUCUAGGACCAAUCAGACUGCUGCAGUUUGGAUCCUAUUCAACUCAGUACAUAACACCCUGCCAGUACAGAUAAAGUCCAUCCAUAUUAAACCUGUAUUGCAAGUGGGGGGAGGGCCUGGCUGAGAGGACAUGGCUUAGCUCAGUGUUGUUAUAACAAUACAACAACAGGGGGAAAGGGGGCAUUGGGGUGACAAAUAACAACUGUUCAGUGCAGUUAACUAGUCUCCUGGCAUGUUAUCUUUUUUUAGGGAGAUGCAAGGGAGCUGUGAAAUUGAUUCUAGCAACAAAAGGCAAGAAUGGAGAGUUUCAGCAGUUAAUUAAAGGCCAGGGAAAGAACAGGGUUUUAGUCAAGGGUGAGAAGAUGUCAUCUAGACACCAGAUGUACCUUUUGAUGGCUAGCAAAUCUGCCCAUUGAGACGCAAUAGCGGGGUAGAGGCUAGGACUGCUCAUCUUGGUAGACCCAGUGCCCAUGCCUUAUGAGAAAUGGUAGACCUGCUAUCUGAUGCUAGUUAUAUAUGUAUGUAUGGGCAACUUGCACACAUUUAACUUGCACAAUUUCAGCAUUAUGUGCUUGCCAGCCAGCAGCUUAAAUCAUACACAUUAAGCACACACAGGGUGGAGAGCUUAAAAGCUCUUUCCAAGCCAGGUUUUCCUGUUGAUGUACAGAUAUAUACAUCUAUUAUAUAUCUCUUACCUUAUAACUUGCAUGUCAUAGAUCUAGUUGUAUGAGCGGACUCAAAAUGUUCUCUUUGAGAAAUCUAUACAUUCGUUAAUUUGUUUUACUGAAAGCAGUCCCCCCACCAUAAGGUUGCAAUACAGAUUAGGACUAAGUGAUAUAUUGCAUAUUAUCUUGUUGACUGGGUUUGCUUCCAUUGUUGUAUCAUCCUUUUUAAAGACCAUGGUUCCAGCAGAGAUGAGGAAGGUCAAGCCAAAGAUUUCAAGAAAUGCCAACAUAAGCUGGCAAUUUCUUUAACAUUUUUCACAUAUGGGGCUGUCGAACAUGCUUUUGAUUUGUACUAUGGAUCAAUGGUGCUGAUGUGGAAAUGAAAGAGGAGGAAACUUUGAAUGUGCAUUAUUUAAAGCCAAUGUAGGUUUUUCUCAGACAUUAGACGUAACCGGAGACGUGAAAAUAUCUUUGGUAAUGUGUGUUAGCAUUGAUAACUGGGAUUGACAAGGAGCUCCUUUGCUUCUGUAUUCGGCCGUGUGAAUUCCAUGCUGUUUCUGAGCCACUUAUCUAUGCAUAAUCAUUUUGAUGAAUGGUGAUAGCAAGGGGCUGAGGCCUUUGGAAGUAGUAUUGUGCCUGUAAACAUAUGGGCCAAUGAUUUCAUAUGAAAUACCUUGCUAGUCAGUGGAAAAAAAAUAUUUCCUAAAUGGAAGGUUAAGAAAGAUCCAUCUGAUUUCAAAAUGAUGGUGUUCUCAACCAACAGGAGAAUAGGUGAUUUAUAUACUUGUUGGUCUGCCAUUGUAAAAACAGCUGCAGCAGUGCAGUCUAUUUCUUUCCUUGCCAGACAUUUCUCUUUUUACCUGAUCUUUACAACAGAGAUAAAAGCUCCUUCAGAGUGAGAUCAUGGGGGAUAGGAUGGGGAUCUUAUAAGGGAGGUAUUUCCAGAUGCACACAGAUAAAAAAAUAUUAUUAUAAAACGUGAGACUGAUGAACAAAGGGAUGGGCAUCUUCAUGUACAUCUGCCCUUUGAAAACAAAUGUCGGCUAUAUAUGCAGUUUCUUGUUAGAAAUGUGAGCCACAACUUAAUGCAGAGGUUUAAUAUGGUGGUGGCUGGCACAGCAGGGUGGUGUGUCUUUUGACAGGGGUUUCUCAGGGCCUUGUCUUCCUGUUGUGUUUACUCAGGUCUCGCUCAAUCAGUGGAGCUUCCUCUGGCCUGUCGACCAGCCCACUCAGCAGUCCAAGGGUAAGUGAGAUUAUUUAGGGUCAUGGUUUAUAACUACUCUCUCAUGUGAGCUCGAUGACAUCUAAUAUCUCUUUCCCCAUUUUGAAUGGUGGUUUUGUUAGCUAGGGAUGUGGGGCAGUUAUAAAGCACAGCUUGCUGUUUGUGAAUGUUGGAAUAGGGUCCUUCUGCAGGGCUGCCUGUCUUCUGGCAUCGUUGCCACCUAAGGUAUCAUUGUGGCCUAACAUGAUGCCAACGUAUAUAACCCUGUUAAGAGAGUUUAUCAUACGUUGAAGAAAACAUCUGCGGCUUAUUGCAAGCCCAUGGUGAGGCACUGAACCAUAACAGCUAGAGCUACUUUGGGACUGGAUAGCACAGCUGAAGAAAGCUGGAAAAACAAUGAACUCUAGUCUGAACAAGAAUCAUACAGAGUUGGAUUAGGAUGUUCCAGUAAGGAAGCUGAAAGUCGCUUGGGUUUGAGGGGCAGAAAGAGAAUCAUUCCGAAGAAGUAAGAAAUUGUGCAGUCUUAGAGAGUCUGCUUGAACAGGCCCUUUUUUGUUAGUCCUUUGGCAAGCCAAAGCUUGAUUGGUUCUUUUUUAAAAAACAGGCAGUAGCUUGUCUAAAUAUAUGUUUUAACUCACGGGUGGCUAAAAUAAUGUUGGCUCAAGGGUAGUGCUGAAAGUCAGGUACUUCUCUAAGGGAUGCAUGCCAAUAAUGGGUGUGGCCAAUGCAUAUUUCUACAUGCACACACCACAGACAUACAUUCCACACAAGCACACUCACCACCAUACAAAACACACACAAACAGCAUGUAUCCUCACUACACCUACAGGCAUGCGCACGUUCCCCCACCCUCUGUUACACAAAUAGUUACGCACACCUGCACGCACACACACACACACACACACACGAUGCAGGCAGGGAACCAGUUCAUUUACACUUCUUCGGUUCUUAGUCAAUUCAGCUUCUGUUCUUACAUACAGUUAUAUGCAAUUAUCACAGUUUUAUGCAAUUUUCACUUCUUAUAUAAGUUAAUUGCCCAAACUGCAGGGCAAUACAUUGUUACACAUUUGUGAUUCUUCUAAUGAGCUUGCACUCAUUCACAAAUGAACAGUAAAUACAAUUUUAUUGUUACUUUUUUCCUAAUCCAUUCUCUAUGAAAGGAAUAUGUUCUGCAUUUUUUUAAAAAAUACUUUUAUUCUAACAGUAUUCUUUUUUGCAUUUUGUUCCCUGAGUGUAUUGAAUUUCUAUUUUAAAGUUUUUCUGGGACUGUUCUUGACUCUAACACUUGCUAUUUAAGUUUUGUUGUUGUUUUACAAAACAACAUAAUCCCCUUUUCUGACUUCAUUUAUGGCUGAUUAUGAAUUGUUUUUUGGGGGGGGUUACUGCAUAAAACACAAUGAUCAGUCACAGAAUGGAAUUCUGGUACUGUGUCAUAAAAACUGAGGAAUGUUUUUCUCUUAUGUUUUUUAAAAGUAUAAGACUGUCUGAUGACGGGAGGACUUAGAUGUAAUAGGGGCACUUAGAAAGCAAACCUUCUUUGGUGACCUUGGGGUAUUUUACUUAAACCCUAAAGUGGCCGUAGUUCCACGAUCUCUUAAAAUUUGAAGCCCAAACUGGCCCAUGGUUCCAUGAGCUGUUAAGAUUUCAUAUAGUAAAGCCUGCCAGAGAAAACUGGCUCCCUCUGGGUGGAAGGCCAGGAAAGGAAUAGUGAUGAAAUGAUAGAGGCUUUUCCCUCCUCAGCCUCACCCACACCCUCUCUCCAUAUUAUUGAAACUUGUGGUGCUUUGGCUGAGGAGAGUCGACGUGUGUAGUAAUCUGUGUGCUUCUAUCAUUACCUGCUGCACACAUGUUAUUUUGAUCUACAUUUCCUUGCUGUUUUUGAUUGUGGUAGACGUUUUGAGCUGGGAGAGAGGGCACACUCAGCCUUACAUGCUUACGUGUCAGGUUCCCCUGUGGCUUGAAUGAUGCUUCCUUCCCCUUCCUCACCUCCCUUCAGCCCUGGUCUUCUCUCUCUCUCUAUCUGUGAGACAGUCAGAACAGCUCAGGGGUACGGCCUUUUCUCUCUCGCUCUCUCUUGCUCUCUCUUGCUGCUUCCCCUCCCUUGCCCACCCUUUUAGUUUCUUAUUUUCUUUUCCUUCAUGUUAGUUUUUGCUCUGUGGUUUUUUUAUUUGCUGACACAUGGUUGGUUAAUAUGAUGAAGCUUGUGACAAAACUGUUGUUUUCACUACCGCCACUGCUGCUGUUGUUGACUAUGCUGUGUUCCCAGCUAACUGCAUGUCUUUUUGUUUUUUGUUUGUGUUUGUUUUUUGUUUCUUUGCAAUUCCCUAACCCCCCACCUCCUUCACCCUCACCUCCAUAACUCUGAUCUCCUUGUGAUGUGGCUCACAACCGCAACUCAAAUGGGCUUUGUUUCUCUAUUCACCCACUUUGUGCGUAUGUGCGUGUGCGUUUUGCUUUUCUUGAAAUGCAUGGGUACUUUCUCUGUGUGUAUCUUGUAGCCUAUCAGAAAAUUUUUCAUCCCCCCUCAGACUCCUGACCUCCCUUUCACCCCCCGCCCCCAAGUCUCCCUGGACUCCGAUGCUUGUAGGAAUGCUUCCAGGCCCGGACAUGUUCUCCAGCCAAAGCCAGCACUUCAACCCAAUCCAAAGACACAGACUUUGCCAUCCAAGAGCAGAUUGGCUGAAAAACCACUCCAGUCUACCAAAUCCAAUCCCCUGCCCUCUAGCAAUGCUACAGUCCCUCCUUCCCCAAAUUCUCCUGCACAGAACACUCAGGGCCGUCCACCUGCUCCUGGGUUUAGCCCGCAGCUGGCUGUUCCUACCAUGCAAACCAACCCUAUGUCUCCUGUUAGAUUGCUCCCUUCUAGUACUGACCCAAGCACCAAAUCUAUCCCCAUCAUACAGGUCACCCCUCACCCCUCUCCAAGGGGCAGUCCCCUCCCUACCCCCAAGGGGACACCUGUCCAUACGCCAAAGGAGAGCCCAGCAGGCACACCCAACCCUACGCCACCAUCCAGCCCCAGCAUUGGAGGAAUGCCCUGGAGAACACGGCUCAACUCGAUCAAGAACAGCUUCCUGGGAUCUCCACGCUUCCAUCGCAGGAAAUUGCAAGGUACAUCUGAUCUCAAAAUGCGGUGGUGUUAGGUUGGCAGGUAGAAGUACAUAUCAGUGUAAAGAGUGGUUGGUUAGUAAAUAGCAAAUACAGAGAGUAUAGAAGGAAAUUUGAAAGUUGCUGUUUCACUGCUGUUAACCAAACAAUGAACACGUUGCAAUUCUUCCAGUGUGUGUCAAUUACCAUAUGAACUUCAUUCCCCCUUUUUUUCCCUGACCCUGAGCUUGGAAAACCAAUUUUAAAUUUUCUCAGCAGGAAAACCUAGUUAGGCUUCUGCAAGUCAUAAUACUGUUUGUGAUGCUUGAUGGAAGAUGGAGCCCACUGAGAAGCAAGAGCUAAGUGUAAUGCAGAGGUUUGUCAGGGCUACAACUCCCAUCAUAUAGUGUUGUCAGUAAUUAUUUACCAAGGUGCACAAGCUGCAAAGCACCGUUGACUUAAGGGAGUACACCUAUGGAAUUUUAUUAUAUAGUUUUUUUACAGAAGACCUCUUCUCACAUGGGUCAUCAUUAGGAAAUAUGUCUCUAUUCAUACAUCUCUCUCCCCCAGUAGACUACCUCAGGCAUGUCCAACAGGUAGAUCAUGAUCUACUGGUAGAUCACAGGGGUGUCCUAGGUAGAUCGCCACCCCCCAGGUCGAUCCCCCCCCAAAAGCUAUGGGUAGAUCACUGCCAGUUUUUUUAUAUAUAUACUGUGAGUAGAUCACAGUCUCUUGGAAGUUGGACAUCCCUGGACUACCUGAACAAGACAAAAGUACCAGAUUUUAUACUAAGAUUACAAGUGUUAUACUAUCCAAUCUCUCCAUCCUGUGCCUUCUACUCAUGACUUUGGUACUUGCAUUGCGCUUCUACAGUUGUUUCUGACUUGAGGCACACACUGGCCUGGUUCACACAUGUCACUAAACCAUGGUUUGCCUAGCCAAAGUGUGGCUUUUUGAAUAUCUGGGUCCAUCUUAGCAGACUAACCAUGGUUUGUUUCCUGGCAAACAAGUGUGUGAAACCAUGGUUUGUUUUGGCUUUCAAAUUGUGGCUUGUUUUAACCAUUGUGUCCAAACUCAGUAGAUUUGCUUCAUCAUGAUGUGUGUGGCCAGACACUCACUAAGAUACAAAAGCAUGAGGCAAGAGCAGUUGGAAAACAAACCAUGCUUUGGAGAAGCAAACCAUGGCUUGCUUACUAAUCUAAGCUUGCUGGUGAUUUGCUGAAGAAACCAUGGUUAAAACAAACAAUGACUUAGAAGUAUGUGCAAAUAGAGCUGCUGUGUGCAAUACUUGCAGAUUCAAUUAUAUUCCUCAGAUUUGAGCUUCUCCAAAUCAGAGGUGGCCCGCAUGUGGAAGCAGGGUAAAAACAUCUCCCUCCAGUUAAAUUGUUCCUGAACAUGUUUUUAUUUCUUUAAUUGAUACCUUAAGAUUUAUUUGAGACACAGCUUUUAGAAAGCUAGGAAAACCCAUAGAAAACAAUGGGUUCCAUCUAUAGUUAUUUCAUGACAUGAUUCCCACCCCCUUCAUAGGCCCAGAUCUUCAAGAAACACCUAUCAUAUUGCAUUUCUAUAUGUAUUCAAGAUUAAGGCAGCCACUACACGUUUUCUGAGAAAGUUGAGCACUUUUAAUUUAUUGAUGCCUAGGGUUUGGGAAGGAUUCAAAACAGGAGAUAAUCUUAAAGUUCACUCUUCAUGAAGACAGACCUACAGAUAUAGACAAGUCAACAAAGAUGCUAUAUGGUCCUCAGAGAUAAAAUGGUUUUUUAAAGAAUUGACACCCUUCGUGGAAGAACUGAUGUAUGCAGAAUAUAGCUCCAGGCUGACUUUAUUUAUACCCUAUUACAUGAUUAGUGGGUUUUUGCACAAUUCUUGCUACAACUUUGCCCUGUGCAGUAUUUAUCAAUUGACCUCAUUGGUAUCUGUUCUAAGGAGAUAGUCCUCCCUCCCAGUAUUCAUUACAGGGAACCGCUUAAUAGGCCAGCAUUAUAUAGAAGUGUGUGUACAAAGCAUGAUUAACUGAAGCUCUUGCAUGUUGCUUAUGACACAGCAUUAAAUGAAAAACCUCAUCUCUGAAAAACUUAGAGCCGCUCCCUUUUUGCUGAAUCAUUGAGGCCCAUAUCAUUGAGGCCCAUAGUCUUUUCAGUAUUUUGUAUUUGUAGUAUUAAUGAUAUGGCAAAAUAACAUUAACCCAGCUCCAUGAACCACACAAAGUACUUUACAAAGUUCCCUUCUUCAGCUUCCUUUCAUGUCGGAGCGAGUAAUGAUCAGAGUUCUGAGCAAGGUGCUGUCUUCACUGAUGUGCAUUGUUGUUGUUUUUUGGAUGGAGAGGGACUCCAUGAGGACUCAUGUUAAUAGAGGUUGCAUAAGGCACAAUUACUGCUUUAUAUGUUUAUGAGCAAAUACAUUCCUGUCUGUUACUGGAAAUCUCUUUUCUUUCCUAAUUCAAGGUUGGAUAAAAUAUGCAAAUAGGAAAUUUCCACAGCUCAGCAUUCCAGCUCAUUUGUAUCUUUGCUGAAAUGUCUGCUGUAGUAUAUGGCAGAUUUCUUAUUCUCUGUAUCAAGGGGAAAGGGUAAUAAUAUUCCAUCUACAGACUUUGCACAUAAUCAAAGCAUUGUAGGGCUAAGUGUGCAGCAUACCAGUUUUUAGUUUUUUGUGCAUUAUAGAACUAUUUCAAUGCUACUAGUAAAAAUCAGCCCCAGACAUCUUGGCAGAUACAAUUAUGCUGCAAAUUACUUUCACAACAGUCAUCAAUUCUAAGUUGAAUAGAUACAGUUUAAGAGCCCAGGCCAAACUAUGAAAUCUCAGUAUGUAAGUGUUCAAGUUAGGUACAUGUGGAUAUAGGAGCAGUGUGGGUCAAUUAUUUGAUAUUAAAACAAUAAGUUAUUUGAUAUUAAAACAAUGAAGUGCUUGAAAUAUAUUCUGUGUGAACUUUGAUUCCACGUUUAUUGACUUUGAAUUGGGAAUCAGCAUUUCCUUUUUCUCCUCCUCUUAUGCUUUGUCUCUGUCUGUGUAUGUAUAUAUAGUACCAACGCCAGAAGAGAUGUCGAAUUUAACUCCAGAAUCUUCCCCAGAGUAAGUAACUCACUACAGUACUAUUAGUAUCAGCACCGAUUUGUUUCCUGUGUACUUGACAAUAGAUCAGAGUGGGACAGAAUGUUCUUUAUCUAGCACUCCUAACAAAUGAAUUCAUACCACUCUGGUUGCAGCAGGUCACAAACAAGGUUUCAGGGCAGUUAAUAUACCCCCUCAAGGGUAGUGCUAGGUUAAGGGAUACAUUUAGGACAAGGGUAGCUAGCGCAUAGGACUCAUACAACUCCCCAAGAGGAGUUUUUGGACACCCAAAAUUUGUCAUUUAAAAAAAUAAAAUAAACAGUGUUUUGUUUUUUGUUUUUAAUUACUGUUCUUGUGAAUCUCCUGCUGUUAUGCUAUGGAGCUGAAUAUUGUUGUGGCUUCCAAUUCCCACCCCCACGCCACCCCACUCAAAAAGAGAAAAGUCUCAUUAAUUCUUUUAAAGUUGCUGACUGCUCUUUCCACUCUGAUUCUCUCAUGGCAAAAGACCUUUGUGACCUCACCCAAAGAUUCCCCACAAUUUGACUCUAUAAAAAAUCAAUUGGCUAUUUUUACACUUGGACACGUUAUCCCCCAGGUGUUGACCAUUGGUCAGUGCAGCCCACAGCCUGAUAAUGGUUAGCUACUCCUGAUUUAGGAAACUGCAGGUGCUCAAGAAAACAAAUGGGUUGUUUGUCUGAUAAGGAUUUUUAAGAAAACAAAAACUAGUGCAUAAUUUUUUUCAGUCCUUCAGUGCAUUCCUCUCCACCCUCACUUCAUAGGAAAAGUCUUAAAAAGGAAAACCAUCAUCCAAUUCUUCAUGUAUUUAACAUAUUCCUUUCCAUAGGCUUUAGUGAAUAGCUUUUUCAAGCAAUAUUACAUACACUGGACCCUGUGUCUCUCUUUGGGGUCAAUAGAGCAAACAGCCUGGAAAACUUAAGCAGUGUCUUGACUUCAUAUAUUGUUCAAAGUCACAGUGAACUGCUGACCUUUCUGACUUUCUUUGGAGCCUAGUAGGAAGUAACUCAUACAGUAGAAGGUGGAAGCUGGUGUAGGGAUGGAAGUUUCUAUAACAGGUCAGAAAGGGCUACACAGGAAAUACAGUAGCCAUUCAGAAAUAAUGUGUUUUCUCAAUUGCAUUAGACCCAAAGUAAUUUUAACAAAAAUGUCAUUGAAGAAUUACAUAUGACUAAAUGCCUUUUUGGGGUACUUUGCCUGUGAACAUUUCUCCAGAGAUUCCCUUCUAGGCACUCUUAAGUGCAAAAUAAUCCUCCAUAAUUUGCACAGCAUUUUCUGCUACGUUCCAGAUUGCUGCUUUCUUGGCUGCUGAAAUGAUCUUAUAUUGGUUAAGGCACAGAGUGAAAUAAUCAGGAGCUCUAGAUUAAAUUUUGAACCGGGAAGCUCUCUUAACUGGAGAUGGUGAUAUGGCCCUUGCCGUUUUGAAGUGUGAAAACUGAGUAGUGCAACCCUGAUGCAACAGCAGUCAGGGCAGUAAAGAGUGGUGGAAGGGACUUAAUGGGAUCCUUUUCUUUCUUUUCCACCAUAUUCUCUCUUCCUUCUCUCUCCCCUUCUUUUUGUGUGAGAUCCUUUGUGAAUGUGCUGCCUUUCUCUGUGCCUCACUCUCUCUUAAGAACUGCCGGGUAGAAGUAAAGGCAUUCUUAGUAGGCAGUUUGGAUGCAACUCAAAGCCUAAGGCCUUUCCCCCCUUUCCAAUAUAAUUGCUGAAUUAAUGAGUUCAAUUGGAUGGCACCCUGCAGUAAACAUAAUAAAAGUUGUAAAAAAUAAUGAACUGCGUUUUUAUUUUAAUCGUCCGUGCUUUUAUGCUCUGUGGCCACUCUAAAGUUCUGUAUUGUUUUUGCUCUGAGAGCAAGAUGUCUCCGUCGCAGAAGAGCCCUUAGUGGCCCCAUGAUUGAAAUGUUGCAUAAAUGUGCUUCCUUACUCUGUUGCUGCAUCUUUUAAUGAAUCUAAUUCGUUUAACAGUUCUGAGGACUGGAUAUUAUACCUUGACAUGUCUAGGUAAUGUGUAUCAUUUUAUUUGUGGGAAAGCCUAGAUAAGCUCAUAGAAAUGGAUAAGCCCAUAUCCCCUUCUGGUGUAAAGCAGCAUGACUCCAUCUGCUUUUUAACAUUCUGUUUAGCAGUACAUGUAUUUAAGAAGAAAAAUUUGAUAAUAAUCCAAAUUGUGCAUAAUAUUUUAACCUUUACAAACAUUAAACAGGCACCUCCGUCCAAAACAUUUUCAUGUGCGUGUUUUUUAAAGUCAGCUUCCAGUUGCCUUGUUUGGGCAAUUAUAUUUCAAUUUCAUUGUUCUGCAUGGGACAAUGACAAUAAAGAUAUCGUAUAUAAUGGUGUGGAGCAGGGGAGCAGAGCCAUACCUACUGGCCCUGGCCCUACCAUCACAACUCAGUCAGGACCUCCCUCCUGCUGUCUGCCUGCAUGUUGGUGAGCAUGUUUAAAGUUUGCUCGUUGCACAUAUGCCCCCUCCAUGAGCUAGAACCAAAAAUUGGGGGCGGGGAGCCUAUGAGCAUCCCCUCUGCAGGCAUUAUUCCCACCGCAUGGACAACAGGGAAUGGGCUGUUGAGGAUACGAUGGGGGGGGCAGUUCUGCACAGCAGUCCUCUCCCACUCCGCGCAACUGUCGCCAUGUGGAUUGAAUGCCCAGAUAUGGCUAAUCAGCUUUAUCCUUCCCAUCAAUUAUUGAGAAAAUAAAUUACAUAUGAAAAUUAUCAGAGGAGAUGGAACAUAUCUGUGAAAUUAUUAUUGUUUGGGUGCCGUGAUUUCACUGUACUCACCUUACUUUUGCAGUGGCCAAGGGAUAUUCUUAGGUGUCCUUUCUUUCAUUCCACAAAUCAUCUCACCAGUGGUGUCUGCACUCCAGCAGCCUUCCCGGGUGUCCAUGCUUCAGUUAAAGCUCAGGAGAAGACAUUAUGAGAUAACUCCUCCCAUGAGCCUUUUUCAGAUUAGGAAGCACAGGCAGCUGGGGAGAUUGCAGAGUGCUGCAGAAAGGUUUACACAUACCAACCUCCGCUACCUUGCAAUAAUAAAGUUAGCUCAAAAUCUCAAUACCCACCAAAAUUUGAAAGAAAUUGUUUUUCUAGUGCCCUGAGAAUGAGACAGAAAAAUGGAAGCCUCUUUCACAGGGGAAGAAGACUUCAAAGAAACUGGAGAAGCAUUUGCCACAUUGUACUAGUUCACAUUCUCUAUCCAUACACAUUCUAGAACAAUUAGAUGUAAAAGGAUAACUAGAGUGGGAUCCUAGCAUUACUUGCUAGUUCAGUCUUUAUCCUGAGGACGUAUCUGUUAAUGCAAAGGAACUUAAGAUAUAAGAAAAAUAUGUAAACAAAAGGUCUUUAAAGCACCUUGGUCAACUUCACAGAUAGAUAGAUAUAUAUAUAUAAUGCUUUUUUAUCUGCGGGUGACAGGGACCAUAUUCUACUGUGGCAGCACAGACCUGGGGAUUGAGUCCAAAAACUACCAUAAAAAUGAUACAUUGAACAGGUUUCAAACACAUUUUAGGCAAAACUCUGUGAUCUUUCUCAUUGGUAUCUUGUUAAAGUAGACUCAUCACCCUAUUGGGUAAGCAAAUCUUCCCACUCCAGUCAUCAGAUGGGUCAUAUGAACGGGGAGGGAUAAUAAUCAACCUUCUCAGCUGAUCUGCAUGGGCCAGCUGAGGAGGGCAUUUUGCCUACCUGUGUUGGUGAGUGAGAAUAUGGGGUGGCCAUACUCACUGCUAGUAUACAACAUGCAGCCCUUGCAGCGUUGGCCAAGGGUGAACGCAGCCCUUGGGCAUAAAAAAGGUUAGCCUUCCCUAGUGUACAGGACUGCAGGCACAGGAAGCAAUUCAUGGAGAGAGCUGCCUUUGAGCCACAAGCCAAUAGAAACAUAAUGGAAUUGGUGGUUGCCUAACUUUUAUUCUCUUGGUGUUUCUGUUUGCUAUCACCUUCUAUAAAUCUGACAUUUUAAAAAAGAAAAAAGCAUUGCACCAUGUGUGCCAGAUGAUGGAGCUAUGCUGAUUUGCAGCAGGGCCUCAAUUCAGCAAAGUCCUGAAUCAUGGGACUUGUUUGAACUGGGCUGUAUGUAUGUGUCCACUAGUAUUUUGACUUAGAAUUUAGCCCAUAGGGGCUUCAGAAAUCCCCUGUAGAAGCUAGAGCCUCUAAUACAAACUGAGAUGGUGUAUAAGCAUGUUUUACAAUGCAAUCCUAUACAUAGCUACUCAGGAAUAAGUCUUGUUGAAUUCAGUGUGGCUUACUCCUAGUUAAGUGGAAAUAGAAUUGCAGCACUGGUCAACAGAGAGACAAUUCUGUUUAAAUCCAUGGGUUUAUUUUAGAUAUAGAGAAUGAUUGUCAUUGUUUGUCUACAACAUGAUGUAAAAUUGCGUACUUUCUCCAGUACACCUUGUUGCUUUCUACCAAUCUCUUGGGGUGGAAAACCUUUCUUAAGAUAGAUGUCAGGUUGAUUCUGCAGUGUUUUUCAAGGUUGUUUUCCCCCUAUGGACUUCCUGCCCUUCAGAUAUGUUGUGCAAGCUUUUUCUCUGAAUCCUAAGGUUGCCCCCAGUGUGUAUUCUUCUCUUUACUUCUUUUUUAUGUUUCACUCUCCUUCCUUUAGGGUUAUUUUCAUUAUCAAACCCCCAAAACCAUCUCCUAAGUCAGUAAUGACACCCUACCUUCCAAAAGAAAAAGGGGGAAAGGCCGUAGAACAAUGCUUCCCAACAACAUCCUGUCUUGGGCUUCUGAACAUUUUCAAGGGAAGAGAGUUCUGCAGUUGUGGUUCAGCCACUGAGAAUAUCUCCCUGUGCUCCCUUACUGUUUGAAUCUCACCCAUCGAUUGUAUUGCUAAACAGAUUACCUCAGUCAAUCUUGGGAGUUUCAUAAGGGAGGAGGUGGCCUUUAAGGGCUACUGGGGUAAGGCUUUAUAUAUCAAAAUUAGCACCCUGAAUUAUGUCCCUAAAGCAAUAGUGCAGCAACUGGGAGCACUGCUAGUGCUGAAUAUGACAGCCAGCUUUCAAUCUGGAAAUUCCAACCCACCUUUAAAGUAAAACGUUGGGCCAGAUUCAACUAACCGGUCCUGCUAGCAGAUGCCCGCAUAAGGACUUCCACUAGAGCAGUGAAGUUUGACCCCCAUCCUCCCCCUGCCCCAAUUGGGGGGAGGGUGGAGAACCACCAGAACAGCAUGGCAGGAGAAGGGGAGAUUCUUACACCAGAACAAUCUCUCUAGCACCACGCUGAAUUCUUCCCAUUACAUUCAUCUAGGUUUGAGGUGAUAAUAUAUGAAUUGCAAUUACAAGGUAGCCAAUAUAGAACCUUCAGAUAUCACACUACAGGACCUAUCAUCCCUGCCCAUUUUGCUGGAGUUGAUGGGGUUGUAGUCCAACAUUUGGAAUACUAUCCCUGACCCAGAUCAUAGCAGGACCCAGAAUGGCAGGGUUAAGGUAAGGAUCCUCCAGAUCCCCCAGUUCUCAGGGUUCCCAUUUUCCUGUGCUGGGGACUUAAGGUUUCUCUUCGGGUACACUGAUUUUCUGGGUCCUAAGAUGUGCUUGGGGGGACCGUUGCAGGGUCCUCUGUUGAGAAGUGGGUCUUGUCUGAUUCUUGUUCUAUGUGCAGAUUGGUCUAGAAAGAUCCCAACAGCCCCCACAAAAUGGAAUAUGAGUUGCAGUAAUGAAUCUAGGGAACCCUCAGGAUUCAAGCCUGAGUGUGCAGGGUGCUAAACCCAAUCAGAAUUCAGAUUCCCAUACAUACUGCUUCACUUUAUUUAAAAAAUUAUUACUUUAGCCUUCAGCUGAUGUAUCUACAAUAUGUCCAGACAGUGAGUAAGCUGUAAGACUGCAGGUUCUGAAUGGGGUGGUCUUAGACAAUAGUAUCUACAGACCCACUGGUACAGUCAAUAGGAAUAUGUACCAUAUAGUUCUGGAAUUACUUUGAUCACACGAGUAUCUAGGAAUACACCAAACUAACUGAGCCACUGGUGUAUAUAAAUCUCUCCUUCCUUGCCCCCAACCCUUACUUGUUAAACUAGUACCUGAUAAGUCUAUGCAAUAUGGAUAUUCUGCCAGGUCUGCUGAAUUUCCCUCCUUCAUUAUAAAACAUCAGUGCCACUAUCUAUGCCUCUUUGCCCUGCAGACCCAGCACAGUUACAUCAGGAGAACUCGCAAGAAUCUAUUCUGUCUUGUAUCUCAUCAGAAGAACUCUGUAUUGCAAGCAGUUACAGGCUCCAGGGUAUCAGUGGAAGCUUAAGCAGGCCCCUAUAACCUUUAUUCCUGGUGAUCAUUCAUGAGAUACAGUUUUACCAACAGUAUGCACCUUUUUAUCCCUUCUUCUUCUUUUAAAAUGGGGUUUUCUUUUAAAUCUCCUACCAUUGGAUGUGAAUUAAAACAUUCAUUUCAGAACAGCCCCUACUCUUGUGAUUAUAUGAAGUGUCAGAAUGGAUACCGUACAUCCUUUAUCACGGCUCAGAGGCAAUUGAAAUAUGCCAGUUUUUAAUUUUACAAAAUGGUCUUCAAUAUUUUUAAUGUCAAUUUCAUAAUGUUCAUAAUGCUUAAGGCCUUAUUGGGAAAGCAAGUUUCGCUUCUCUCUAAUGCAAUGUUUUGCUUGGUUGGCAGCACUUUAAAAAGAAAGCAGUGUACCAUUUCAUUUAAAAAACUUUUACUUAGUACACUUGUUAGGGAGUAAGGCUCAUUGAACACAGUGGCCUGAGUUUACUCCUGAGUAAACAUGCUUAGAAAAUUGUGCCGUGAAUCUUGAAUAACUGAGGCUGCAUGCUCCCACCCUUUUUUUCCUCCCCCUGUGUAGAGUUAAUAAUUUUUCGGAUAGCACUUAUUCUCUCUGUUGGAAGCAGCACUGCUUAGAUCAUGCAGACUAGUGCUGUGCCAAAAACUCUCCUUCAGUUUCUCCAAAGUUUUCUUUCCUUGCAAAAUAUCUUUUCCUUUUUUCCACCUCAUUCUCAGGAGACUUGAGAAUUUCCUUGAGUUUUAAGCUUGCUUUAUUGCAGGGUAGGAUUGCAUUUUUCCUUUUAUUUUCUGUAAACAUUUUGCCAGCACACUGCAGCCUCUUCAGCUGCCCUGCUUCCUAACUUGGAAAAACUCUGUGGGAGGAGUUACCUCAUGAUGCCUUUCCCUGAGCUGUAACUGAAUUGCAGAAAGCUGCAGGGCGCAGGAAGGCUGCAGGGCACAGGCCAUUGGUGAGCUAGCUUUGCAGAAUGAAAGGACCAUCAAAAACACCCCUCAUCCACCACAGAAGUAAAGUAAGUUCAUCAAAAACUCUGCAACCCACCCAUGAGGAUUUCGCUAGAAUUGUCUCUCCCUGUUUAAAUGAGAGAAGGAAAUAAACCCCAGUUAUUAAAAUGUAUAUAUUGUGGCAUAUGGAAAGGUAGCAUGUGUUUAGUGGGUUGUGGACAUAUCCAGCAGCAUGCACCCGCUGUGUGGUCCAUGUACCUGUGCUAGAAAAAGCACUUGCUCCAUCCUUCAUUUGUUUCUAUUCAGAGGUGUAUUGAAGCAACCUGAAGUCUGAAGGGACUGGGGCAGUUGGAUGGAUAACUAUACAUAUAAAUAUCUAAUCAGCAAAGGCUUUUAAUGUGCAAGGAACAGACAGCAUAAUUGUUCUGAGGCCUACAGAGUCAUUCUGGUGUGUUUGAGGAAGACAAAAGCUUAGGCUUCUUAAUAGCCUACUUAAAUGAGUGGCCCUUUCUCUUUACUGUUCCCCAUGCUAAUCUUUGGCUUAUGGUCAGCUACAGCUGCUUAUUAAUAUUUCAGAGAGUUGUGCUUUCCCAACCCAGUUUUAACAGAGGAACUGGGAGAGAUUUGCCAAAUUGUGAUUGUUUUCUUUUCCUCUGUUAGGCAGGCAGGCAGAUGUAGAUGCUUUUUUUUUUUUUUUUAAAGCCAGCUUGCUUUCGAAAGCUAAGAGUGUAAAACAUUUCUCUCUUAAAUGUGUGAUAUUACUAUAGAUUAAAUAACCUCAGGACUAGACAUUGUAAUGAGUUUCCAGGAGGCUGUCAAUGAGCACAGUGCACGCUGGAUUUUUAGGGUGCCAGAGAACACAUUCCAUUCAUGUGCAGAGUGCUUACAGAAAGCAGGGUGUGCAUGGACAGCUUGUGUGCAUAUCAGUGGCACACACAAAGAGUCCUACCAAUGUCCUCCUUAUUCAGCUCCCUGCUGUAUCUUGUAAAGCUGUUUCACGGUUGUAUCCAUUAGUGCCUUUGCCCUUCUAGGUUUACUUGACAGUACCUAGUCUUCUGUUUCCAACUGUACAUACUGUUGUAGUAAAGCCAAAUGCAUCACUGGGGUGCUUUCUGUCUCUGAGCAAAUAUGACUCUCUUGACACAAUGACUUAUACCAUUACACACAGCGUAGCUAAGGCCUAGUUGGCUGUGUAUUAUAAUUGCCUGUGCUUUUCUUCUCUAAAUCUUCUCUUUACUUUCUGUUUUUUCGCCUUUUCUUUCUCUCCCUCCUGGAUUGGUCAGGCUUGCCAAAAAAUCCUGGUUUGGUAACUUUAUCAACCUAGAGAAAGAAGAACAGAUCUUUGUGGUUAUUAAGGACAAACCGCUGAGUUCUAUCAAGGCUGACAUAGUCCAUGCAUUCCUCUCGGUAAGUACGGACAUAAACAUAAACACACAAGUGAAACUUGAUGAGCUGUGGUUCCUCAGCCUGCAGUUCCAGACACAUUCCACACUAGUGCCCUUUAAAACUAAAAUUUCUUUCUGUUCUCUCCUGUGGCCACAAUGUUUCUUGGUUAUUGACUAAUCAGUUCCUGUUAUCUGUGGGAGGCGGUUUUAUUUUGGGUUUCUUUUCAGCUGGAGUAAUUGCUUUUUAGAAAUUUUAUUUUUUAUUACCUUAACCAUGUAAUUGUGAUAAUAGAAUUAACAUUUGCUUUGAUUGCAAAGACAAAACUAGUAAUUAUCACCAACCACACAAGGAACAGGAACUGACUAAUGUAAGAGCCAGAAGCAGAAGUCACUUUAAAACAAAGAAUGGAGGGAAAUUAAAGAGACAGUAGCCCCAAGAAGGCUCAAUGCCAUUCUGAACUGCAUUUUAACAAAAUGAGUAGGGGUGCUUUAUAGUACUAGAAUGCAGGAGAAUAUACAGUGGUAGGAAAGCUUCUUUCCAUUGAUGUAGUGUUUUUUAUUGUUACUAUGGCUAUAUAGCAUGUACAGACUAAAUGUAAUCUUUAUUUUUUUAUUUUAAAAAAUACAAGCUAUUUUUAAAAAUCACAGCUCAGAUCUGAAAAAGGUGGGAGGACAAUAUGAAGAAUUCUGGAGUACAUUGAGUUGGAAAUGCUGUCAUCUAAAUUCUCUGUAAAAACUGAGUGAAGAGAUUAUGUCUGCUCCAUAUUAAAUGGCUAGUGUAUAAGUGACCUUUGCCUCUUUGUUCUUCAAUUACACCAUCUUUCCCUCACCGUUACUCAUUUUCUUUUUUAUGUAUUCAUUUCUCACUCAUAUAUGCCAGACUCAGAGCUGGCUUUCUUAGCAGAACUUCCCUGAGAAAUAAGAUUUUAAAAAGAUUAACUUCUUAGGCAUAUUUUUCAGGUUCCCCAGAGCAUGGUGUAUAAAUCCAGCCAUACUCCAAGCAAAAUUGCACAUAAAAUCACUGUGGCUAUACAUAACAGGGUGAUUCCUUUACAUUCCCAUCUAGUAGCUUAUUUCUUGCCCUUUUCUGGGGGCCAAAGCAAACUCUGCCCUUGGGAGAAGACAAUCUCAAGACAUGUUCUGGAACUCUCACUGAAACAGUUAAUCUUUGGGGCUUCUUUUAAAGUGGAGUGUGAUACAGUCGUAUGUGUAAGAGCAAAAAUCUCAAAUGAUCUUUGCCAGUUUUAAGUCCCUCAGAGUGCAACUCUGUAUAGAUCUACUCAGAAGUUGGCAUUGGGUGAAAUCUAAUGUUAGUCAUACUCAGAGUUGACCUGUUGAAAUAAAUGGGCAUAAGUAACUCAAGUCUAUUGAUUUUGGUGUAUCUGAGUAUGGGUUAAGUUGGAUAACAAUAGGAUAUACCCAGAUAAAAGUGUAUAAGAUUACAGCCCCAAAUAAUUAUUGGGAGCUAGUGUGGCAGAGUAGUUAACAGCAUGAGCAACACAGUGCUGAUUCAAAUCUCAGCUCAUUGGGGACCAAAGUCAAACUGCUUCCUCACAGCCCUCCCCAAACCUGUAAUAUGGAGGUAAUAAGAGUUGCAGGUUUGUUCUAAGGUGCAUGAAAAUAAUGUGUGCAAAGUGCUUUCAACACUAUAUUAAUAACUUCAAAAUUUUUCUUCUUCUCCUUUCCACAUUAUCAGUCCAAGAAUGCUUCCUAUACAUUUUGACACUUGUGCGAUAGCUGUCAACGUUUUCCUUUUUUUAAAGGGAAAUUCCCUUAUUCCAAAUAGGAUUUCCCUUAAAAAAAGGAAAAAGUUGACAGCUAUGACUUGUGCAAUACUCCCACAAACCCACGCGACAGUGUUUUACCGUGGUCCCACUCAAAUCUGCAGGGCUGGUCCAGAGAAGAGCACAGAAUGACUAUGUGCCUGCGCUCUGUAAACUUUGUUCUUGAAUGCCUUGGGAGACUAUUUUGCCCCCAGUGCUGCUUAACAUCCAUAUGAAAGAUUCUGGAGGCAAUCAUUAGGAGAUUUGGAGUGUGGUGUCAACAAUGUGCAAAUGUCACCUUGCUCUGUUUCUCUGUAACACCUGAAUCAAGAGAAGCCAUGGGUGUUCCAGACUGGUGCCUAGACACAGUGGUGGACUAGAUCAGAGCCAGUAAACUGAAAUUGAAUCCUGGUAAGGCGGAGAUGCUGUGUGUGAGCAGUUCUCGGAGCCAGGAGUUUGGGCAUUUAACAAUUUUUAAUAAAUGGCUAGCUGAUGAGAUCUUAUUGAAGUUCAUUUUUUAUUGCUGCAGAUCAGACUGGAAUGCUCCUUCAUUCUUAAAGAAAGGGCAGUCCCACAAAACAGCAGUCUUUCCCAUUCAGAUUUUGAUGCUUUUUAAAUUGGUGUGUUGCCACUGGUUUUAGAGUGGUAGUACCAUUUGUUCUUCAUGUUGUUGUUUCCCACUAGAUCCCCAGCCUCAGUCACAGCGUCAUCUCACAGACAAGCUUCCGCGCAGAGUACAAAUCCACAGGGGGCCCUGCUGUCUUUCAGAAGCCAGUGAAGUUCCAAGUGGACAUAACAUACACAGAAGGUGGGGAGGCCCAGAAAGAGAACGGGAUCUACUCAGUCACUUUCACACUUUUAUCAGGUAAUUGUCACAAGCUUGCUGUCUGCAUGGAGGAGGAGGAGGAGCACAGACAAAAUAGCGAGGGCGGCCUUAAUUGUAGUUAA